Molecule: messenger RNA, 12436 nt
Organism: Gorilla gorilla gorilla (western lowland gorilla)
Lineage: Eukaryota; Metazoa; Chordata; Mammalia; Primates; Hominidae
Product: serine/arginine repetitive matrix protein 2-like
Biological process (GO): regulation of DNA-templated transcription
Cellular component (GO): nucleus
Molecular function (GO): DNA binding
Source: RefSeq, a predicted model, not a curated record
GGUGCUCAACAGAUUGCUUCCUCCUAUCCUCAGACGGUCUUUGCAUGCAUGCAGCCAUUGGCACUCCCAUUGUAUGGAAGGAAACCAGCCCAGGGUCACACAGCUGGUCAGCAGCAACAUAGCUGGUCUCAAAUCUAAGGUGCCUGGCCAUGCCUCCAUGAGGGACCGCCUGCAAGGGAGGUUGAUCCUGGCUUUGGGGAGCCUUUCCUGGGCUGCACGAAUAACCUCCAUUGUUCGAGACCCCAAACUCUGCUCACAUCUUCCUUUCCCUGUCUCUGCUUGGGCUAUGAUCACGGUGACUCUAGCAGCCCUUCAUGGACAUUAUACUACUCUCUGCCAUUCACUUUUGGUCUAAUCUGACUUCAACCCCCACUUACUUGGUCUCUCCUUUUACAACCAAAACAACCGAAAUCUAGGGCUUCUUCUUUUUUUCUUUUUGAGACAGAAUCUCAUUGCAUUCUGUCACCCAGGCUGGAGUGCAAUGGUACGAUCUCGGCUCACUGCAACCUCCGCCUCCCGGGUCCAAGGGAUUGUCCUGCCUCAGCCUCCUGAGUAGCUGGGAUUACAGGCGUGUGCCACCAUGCCUGGCUAAUUUUUGUAUUUUUAGUAGAGACGGGGUUUCACCAUGUUGGUCAGGCUGGUCUCGAACUCCUAACCUCGUGAUCCGCCUGCCUCAGCCUCCCAAAGUGCUGGGAUUACAGGUGUGAGCCACCAUGCCCAGCCAAAUCUAGGGCCGGAACAUGGCUGCAGCAUAUAAAAAGAAUUGAAUUCCAUACUUUUGUUAACCCUGUUUUUUGUUUGUUUGUAGUUGUUGCUGUUUUUGAGACAGAGUCUCGCUCUGUCGCCUAGGCUGGAGUGCAGUGGUGCAAUCUCGGCUCACUGCAGACUCUGCCUCCCGGGUUCAAACUAUUCUCCUGCCUCAGCCUCCCAAGUAGGUGGGACUACAGGCGCCCACCACCACACCCGGCUAAUUUUUGUAUUUUAUUAGAGACAGGGUUUCACCAUAUUGGCCAGGCUGGUCUGGAACUCCUGACCUUGUGAUCCGCCCACCUCGGCCUCCCAAAGUGCUGGGAUUACAGGCGUGAGCCACCACACCCAGCCCCUGUUUUGUUUUUGUUUUGCUUGCUUCUUAGGGUUGUUUUUCUAUUUGUGGUAAAGGCAUUGGCUUUCCAUUUGUAGCAUCAAUAGAAUAUUUCCUGUUUACAAUAACCGUAUGUCAUAGUAAAUGGUAAAGGGAUUUAAAGCAGUGGUUUUCAGCUGCCAGAGGCCUGAGAGAGUUUGGGCACACUCUGUGUGAUCGGGCAGAAGGCCUGUGGGAAGUUUAGCAGAGGACAGGGCCAGGAAAGGUGAUGGACAGUGGGGGUCUGUCCUGGUCACCAGGCCCCUGGGUCCUGCCCACCUGCUUGGAGCUCCCCACCCAUCACACAUGAUGCUGCCAAGCCCUCUGGGUAUUGUGAGCAAAUACCUUAGGAGAGAAGCUGAUGAACUUUGUUUCUUGAAAUGCACAGAUUCCUUGGACAUCCCUGAGAGGUCAAUCAUGAAAGUCAACUUGGUUUUCUCCCCCUCAUUUGGGUUCAGAAUUUAAAGUCCACACACACAGGCAGUAAGAUGAUAUAGAUAAGGACCUCAUCACUCGGUUUCGGAUGUUAAAAUGUCUAGGUGGGUUAGGGGUGAUUUGAGAUCACACAACCUUGUGCCACAAAGAGGAAUUCCCAGGCCAGAGGGAGACAUUUUAUUGCCAUGUUAUGAUCUUAUCAUUGAGUUGAAAGGCAAUCUUGUUUCAUUUUGGAUUAUUUCUUAUGUUUAUGUCUUAUAAGGGCACUUUGAAUUUCCAAGCAAAUAAUAAUUUUGAAUUAGCUUUUAAUCAUUGACUUCUAGCACAGUUAUAUGAUCAGAAACAUGCUGUGUGAUUUGAUUGCUCUCAAAUAUAUUGAGAUUUGCUGGAACAAAAUAAGUCAGGUUAAUUUUUGUAAAUGUACCAUGCAUGCUUAAAAUGAAUGUAUCUACAUUUGUUCCUGAGAUACAGGUUGAUGGACGGAUGGCUACAUGGAUGUGAUGGAGAUGGUUUACUAUCGGGACCUUCCGCAUCCUGCUGAUGUUUUGUUGCUUAGGAUAUGAAUGGCUGAGCGGAGGCUGUAAAACCUGGCACCCUGCUUGGGUUAUCAAUACUCUGGCUGUCUAUCGUCAUCGUGAGACUGACUUUGGUGGAGGAGUUCGAGACCAGCCUGGCCAACAUGGCAAAACCCCAUCUCCACAAAAAUUGGAUAAUUUGAUAAUUAUCAUUAUUGGGUUUCUGAGACGUUACACAUUUGCCAUUCUCUUCUGCACAAGUUACCUUUGUGGGUCUUUCCUGAAGACUAUCUUCCGGUCUCGAAAUGGACAUGAUGGAUCCACGGAUGUACAGCAGAGAGCCUGGAGGUCCAACCUCAGUAGACAGGAAGGAAUUAAAAUUGGCCUGGAAGACAUCUGUACUUUAUGGAAACAGGUGGAAACAAAAGUUCAAGCUAAAAUCCAUAAGAUGAAGGUCAUAAAGAAAGUCAACCAUCAUUACAAAUUCAAUGGAAAGAGGAAGACCGCCAAAAAACAGAAAAUGUUUCAACGUGCGCAAGAGUUGCGGCGGCGGGCAGAGGACUACCACAAACGCAAAAUCCCCCCUUCUGCAAGAAAGCCUCUUUGCAACUGGGUCAGAAUGGCGGCAGCGGAGCAUCGUCAUUCUUCAGGAUUGCCCCACUGGCCCUACCUCACAGCUGAAACUUUAAAAAACAGGAUGGGCCACCAGCCACCUCCUCCAACUCAACAACAUUCUAUAACUGAUAACUCCCUGAGCCUCAAGACACGUGCCGAGUGUCUGGUCUAUCCCCUUCCACCCUCAGCGGAUGAUAAUCUCGAAACGCCUCUCGAGUGUCUCCUCACUCCUCUUCCACCCUCACGUCUAUCCUCAGCUCCACCCUCAGCGGAUGAUGAGACACCUGCCGAGUUUGUGGUCUAUCCCCUUCCACCCUCAGCGGAUGAUAAUCUCGAAACGCCUCUCGAGUGUCUCCUCACUCCUCUUCCACCCUCACGUCCAUCCUCAGCUCCACCCUCAGCGGAUGAUGAGACACCUGCCGAGUUUGUGGUCUAUCCCCUUCCACCCUCAGCGGAUGAUAAUCUCGAAACGCCUCUCGAGUGUCUCCUCACUCCUCUUCCACCCUCACCUCCAUCCUCAGCUCCACCCUCAGCGGAUGAUGAGACACCUGCCGAGUUUGUGGUCUAUUUCCUUCCACACUCAGCGGAUGAUGAUCUCGAAACGCCUCUCGAGUGUCUCCUCACUCCUCUUCCACCCUCACGUCCAUCCUCAGCUCCACCCUCAGCGGAUGAUGAGACACCUGCCGAGUUUGUGGUCUAUCCCCUUCCACCCUCAGCGGAUGAUAAUCUCGAAACGCCUCUCGAGUGUCUCCUCACUCCUCUUCCACCCUCACCUCCAUCCUCAGCUCCACCCUCAGCGGAUGAUGAGACACCUGCCGAGUUUGUGGUCUAUUUCCUUCCACACUCAGCGGAUGAUGAUCUCGAAACGCCUCUCGAGUGUCUCCUCACUCCUCUUCCACCCUCACGUCCAUCCUCAGCUCCACCCUCAGCGGAUGAUGAGACACCUGCCGAGUUUGUGGUCUAUCCCCUUCCACCCUCAGCGGAUGAUAAUCUCGAAACGCCUCUCGAGUGUCUCCUCACUCCUCUUCCACCCUCACCUCCAUCCUCAGCCCACCCUCAGCGGAUGAUGAGACACCUGCCGAGUUUGUGGUCUAUUUCCUUCCACACUCAGCGGAUGAUGAUCUCGAAACGCCUCUCGAGUGUCUCCUCACUCCUCUUCCACCCUCACCUCCAUCCUCAGCUCCACCCUCAGCGGAUGAUAAGACACCUGCCGAGUUUCUGGUGUAUCCCCUUCCACCCUCAGCGGAUGAUAAUCUCGAAACGCCUCUCGAGUGUCUCCUCACUCCUCUUCCACCCUCACGUCUAUCCUCAGCUCCACCCUCAGCGGAUGAUGAGACACCUGCCGAGUUUGUGGUCUAUCCCCUUCCACCCUCAGCGGAUGAUAAUCUCGAAACGCCUCUCGAGUGUCUCCUCACUCCUCUUCCACCCUCAUGUCUAUCCUCAGCUCCACCCUCAGCGGAUGAUAAGACACCUGCCGAGUUUGUGGUAUCCCCUUCCACCCUCAGCGGAUGAUAAUCUCGAAAUGCCUCUCGAGUGUCUCCUCACUCCUCUUCCACCCUCACGUCCAUCCUCAGCUCCACCCUCAGCGGAUGAUGAGACACCUGCCGAGUUUCUGGUCUAUCCCCUUCCACCCUCAGCGGAUGAUAAUCUCGAAAUGCCUCUCGAGUGUCUCCUCACUCCUCUUCCACCCUCACCUCCAUCCUCAGCUCCACCCUCAGCGGAUGAUAAGACACCUGCCGAGUUUCUGGUGUAUCCCCUUCCACCCUCAGCGGAUGAUAAUCUCGAAAUGCCUCUCGAGUGUCUCCUCACUCCUCUUCCACCCUCACCUCCACCCUCAGCUCCACACUCAGUGGAUGAUAAUCUCAAGACACCUCCCUUAGCUACUCAGGAGGCUGAGGCAGAAAAACCACCGAAACCCGAGAGGCGGAGCGCUGCUGACGUGCAACCAUCACCGAAACCCGAGAGGUGGAGCACCGCUGAUGUGCAACCAUCACCGAAACCCGAGAGGCGGAGGGCCGCUGACCUGGAAUCACCACCGAAACCCGAGAGGCGGAGUGCCGCUGACCUGGAAUCACCACCGAAACCCGAGAGGCGGAGCGCCGCUGACCUGGAAUCACCACCGAAACCCGAGAGGCGGAGGACCGCUGACCUGGAAUCACCACUGAAACCCGAGAGGUGGAGCGCUGCUGAUGUACAACCAUCACCGAAACCCGAGAGGCGGAGGGCCGCUGACCUGGAAUCACCACCGAAACCCGAGAGGCGGAGCGCCGCUGACGCGCAACCAUCACCGAAACCUGAGAGGCGGAGCGCCGCUGACGUGCAACCAUCACCGAAACCCGAGAGGUGGAGCGCCGCGGACCUGGAAUCACCACUGAAACCCGAGAGGUGGAGUGCCGCUGAUGUGCAACCAUCACCGAAACCCGAGAGGCGGAGGGCCGCUGAGCUGGAAUCACCACCGAAACCCGAUAGGCGGAGCGCCGCUGACGCGCAACCAUCACCGAAACCCGAGAGGCGGAGCACCGCUGACGCGCAACCAUCACCGAAACCCGAGAGGCGGAGCACCGCUGACGCGCAACCAUCACCGAAACCCGAGAGGUGGAGCGCUGCUGACGCGCAACCAUCACCGAAACCCGAGAGGCGGAGCUCCGCUGACGCGCAACCAUCACCGAAACCCGAGAGGCGGAGGGCCGCUGACCUGGAAUCACCACUGAAACCCGAGAGGUGGAGCGCUGCUGAUGUGCAACCAUCACCGAAACCCGAGAGGCGGAGGGCCGCUGAGCUGGAAUCACCACCGAAACCCGAGAGGCGGAGCGCCGCUGACGCACAACCAUCACCGAAACCCGAGAGGCGGAGCGCCGCUUACGUGCAACCAUCACCGAAACCCGAGAGGUGGAGCGCCGCUGACGCGCAACCAUCACCGAAACCCGAGAGGCGGAGCGCCGCUGACGCGCAACCAUCACCAAAACCCGAGAGGUGGAGCGUCGCUGACGUGCAACCAUCACCGAAACCCGAGAGGCAUAGGGCCGCUGACCUGGAAUCACCACCAAAACCCGAGAGGCGGAGCGCCGCUGACCUGGAAUCACCACCGAAACCCGAGAGGCGGAGGACCGCUGACCUGGAAUCACCACCGAAACCCGAGAGGUGGAGCGCCGCUGACGUGCAACCAUCACCGAAACCUGACAGGCGGAGGGCCGCUGACCUGGAAUCACCACCGAAACCCGAGAGGCGGAGCGCCGCUGACGCGCAACCAUCACCGAAACCCGAGAGGCGGAGCGCCGCUGACGCGCAGCCAUCACCGAAACCUGAGAGGCGGAGCACCGCUGAGGCGCAGCCAUCACCGAAACCCGAGAGGCGGAGCGCCGCUGACGCGCAGCCAUCACCGAAACCCGAGAGGUGGAGGGCCGCUGACCUGGAAUCACCACCGAAACCCGAGAGGCGGAGCGCCACUGACGCGCAGCCGUCACCGAAACCCGAGAGGCGGAGCGCCGCUGAGGCCCAGCCGUCGCCAAAACCCGAGAGGCGGAGCGCCGCUGAGGCGCCGCCGUCGCCGAAACCCGAGAGGCGGAGCGCCGCUGAGGCGCAGCCGUCGCCGAAACCCGAGAGGCGGAGCGCCGCUGAGGCGCAGCCGUCGCCGAAACCCGAGAGGCGGAGCGCCGCUGAGGCGCAGCCGUCGCCGAAACCCGAGAGGCGGAGCGCCGCUGACGCGCAGCCGUCGCCGAAACCCGAGAGGCGGAGCGCCGCUGACGCGCAGCCAUCACCGAAACCCGAGAGGCGGAGCGCCGCUGAGGCGCAGCCAUCACCGAAACCCGAGAGGCGGAGCGCCGCUGACGCGCAGCCAUCACCGAAACCCGAGAGGUGGAGGGCCGCUGACCUGGAAUCACCACCGAAACCCGAGAGGUGGAGCACCGCUGACGUGCAACCAUCACCGAAACCCGAGAGGCGGAGGGCCGCUGACCUGGAAUCACCACCGAAACCCGAGAGGCGGAGCGCCGCUGACACGCAACCAUCACCAAAACCCGAGAGGCGGAGCGCCGCUGACGUGCAACCAUCACCGAAACCUGAGAGGCGGAGCGCCGCUGACGCGCAACAAUCACCGAAAACCGAGAGGCGGAGCGCCGCUGACGUGCAACCAUCACCGAAACCCGAGAGGUGGAGCACCGCUGAUGCGCAACCAUCACCGAAAUCCGAGAGGCGGAGGGCCGCUGACCUGGAAUCACCACCGAAACCCGAGAGGUGGAGCGCCGCUGAUGUGCAACCAUCACCGAAACCCGAGAGGCGGUGGGCCGCUGACCUGGAAUCACCACCGAAACCUGAGAGGCGGAGCGCCGCUGACUCACAGCCAUCACCGAAACCCGAGAGGCGGAGCGCCGCUGACGCACAGCCAUCACCGAAACCCGAGAGGCGGAGCGCCGCUGACGCGCAGCCAUCACCGAAACCCGAGAGGUGGAGGGCCGCUGACCUGGAAUCACCACCGAAACCCGAGAGGCAGAGCGCCGCUGACGCGCAGCCGUCGCCGAAACCCGAGAGGCGGAGCGCUGCUGAGGCCCAGCCGUCGCCGAAACCCGAGAGGCGGAGCACCGCUGAGGCCCAGCCGUCGCCGAAACCCGAGAGGCGGAGCGCCGCUGACGCGCAGCCGUCGCCGAAACCCGAGAGGCGGAGCGCCGCUGAGGCCCAGCCGUCGCCGAAACCCGAGAGGCGGAGCGCCGCUGAGGCGCAGCCGUCGCCGAAACCCGAGUGGCGGAGCGCCGCUGAGGCGCAGCCGUCGCCGAAACCCGAGAGGCGGAGCGCCGCUGAGGCGCAGCCGUCGCCGAAACCCGAGAGGCGGAGCGCCGCUGAGGCGCAGCCGUCGCCGAAACCCGAGAGGCGGAGCGCCGCUGAGGCGCAGCCGUCGCCGAAACCCGAGAGGCGGAGCGCCGCUGAGGCGCAGCCGUCGCCGAAACCCGAGAGGCGGAGCGCCGCUGACGCGCAGCCAUUGCCGAAACCCGAGAGGUGGAGCGUCGCUGACGUGCAACCAUCGCCAAAACCCGAGAGGCGUAGGGCCGCUGACCUGGAAUCACCACCGAAACCCGAGAGGCGGAGCGCCGCUGACCUGGAAUCACCACCGAAACCCGAGAGGCGGAGGACCGCUGACGUGGAAUCACCACCAAAACCCGAGAGGUGGAGCACCGCUGACGCGCAGCCAUCACCGAAACCCGAGAGGCGGAGCGCCACUGACGCACAGCCAUCACCGAAACCCGAGAGGCGGAGCGCCGCUGAGGCGCAGCCGUCGCCGAAACCCGAGAGGCGGAGCGCCGCUGACGCGCAGCCGUCGCCGAAACCCGAGAGGCGGAGCGCCGCUGAGGCGCAGCCAUCACCGAAACCCGAGAGGCGGAGCGCCGCUGACGCGCAGCCAUCACCGAAACCCGAGAGGUGGAGGGCCGCUGACCUGGAAUCACCACCAAAACCCGAGAGGUGGAGCACCGCUGACGUGCAACCAUCACCGAAACCCGAGAGGCGGAGGGCCGCUGACCUGGAAUCACCACCGAAACCCGAGAGGCGGAGCGCCGCUGACACGCAACCAUCACCAAAACCCGAGAGGCGGAGCGCCGCUGACGUGCAACCAUCACCGAAACCUGAGAGGCGGAGCGCCGCUGACGCGCAACAAUCACCGAAAACCGAGAGGCGGAGCGCCGCUGACGUGCAACCAUCACCGAAACCCGAGAGGUGGAGCACCGCUGAUGCGCAACCAUCACCGAAAUCCGAGAGGCGGAGGGCCGCUGACCUGGAAUCACCACCGAAACCCGAGAGGUGGAGCGCCGCUGAUGUGCAACCAUCACCGAAGCCCGAGAGGCGGUGGGCCGCUGACCUGGAAUCACCACCGAAACCUGAGAGGCGGAGCGCCGCUGACUCACAGCCAUCACCGAAACCCGAGAGGCGGAGCGCCGCUGAGGCGCAGCCGUCGCCGAAACCCGAGAGGCGGAGCGCCGCUGAGGCGCAGCCGUCGCCGAAACCCGAGAGGCGGAGCGCCGCUGAGGCGCAGCCGUCGCCGAAACCCGAGAGGCGGAGCGCCGCUGACGCGCAGCCAUCGCCGAAACCCGAGAGGUGGAGCGUCGCUGACGUGCAACCAUCGCCAAAACCCGAGAGGCGUAGGGCCGCUGACCUGGAAUCACCACCGAAACCCGAGAGGCGGAGCGCCGCUGACCUGGAAUCACCACCGAAACCCGAGAGGCGGAGCACCGCUGACCUGGAAUCACCACCGAAACCCGAGAGGUGGAGCACCGCUGACGCGCAGCCAUCACCGAAACCCGAGAGGCGGAGCGCCGCUGAGGCGCAGCCGUCGCCGAAACCCGAGAGGCGGAGCCCCGCUGACGCGCAGCCGUCGCCGAAACCCGAGAGGCGGAGCGCCGCUGAGGCGCAGCCGUCGCUGAAACCCGAGAGGCGGAGCGCCGCUGAGGCGCAGCCGUCGCCGAAACCCGAGAGGCGGAGCGCCGCUGACCUGGAAUCACCACCGAAACCCGAGAGGCGGAGGACCGCUGACCUGGAAUCACCACCAAAACCCGAGAGGCGGAGCGCCGCUGACGCGCAGCCAUCACCGAAACCCGAGAGGCGGAGCGCCGCUGACGCACAGCCAUCACCGAAACCCGAGAGGCGGAGCGCCGCUGACGCGCAGCCAUCACCGAAACCCGAGAGGCGGAGCGCCGCUGACGCGCAGCCAUCACCGAAACCCGAGAGGUGGAGGGCCGCUGACCUGGAAUCACCACCGAAACCCGAGAGGCGGAGCGCCGCUGACCUGGAAUCACCACCGAAACCCGAGAGGCGGAGGACCGCUGACCUGGAAUCACCACCAAAACCCGAGAGGCGGAGCACCGCUGACGCGCAGCCAUCACCGAAACCCGAGAGGCGGAGCGCCGCUGAGGCGCAGCCGUCGCCGAAACCCGAGAGGCGGAGCGCCGCUGAGGCGCAGCCGUCGCCGAAACCCGAGAGGCGGAGCGCCGCUGAGGCGCAGCCGUCGCCGAAACCCGAGAGGCGGAGCGCCGCUGAGGCGCAGCCGUCGCCGAAACCCGAGAGGCGGAGCGCCGCUGAGGCGCAGCCGUCGCCGAAACCCGAGAGGCGGAGCGCCGCUGAGGCGCAGCCGUCGCCGAAACCCGAGAGGCGGAGCGCCGCUGAGGCGCAGCCGUCGCCGAAACCCGAGAGGCGGAGCGCCGCUGACGCGCAGCCGUCGCCGAAACCCGAGAGGCGGAGCGCCGCUGACGCGCAGCCGUCGCCGAAACCCGAGAGGCGGAGCGCCGCUGACGCGCAGCCGUCGCCGAAACCCGAGAGGCGGAGCGCCGCUGACGCGGAACCACCCCGCAAACCCAAGAAGCGGAGGGCCGCUGACGCGGAACCAGCAUCACCUGAUCCCAAGAGUCGGAGGGUCGCUCACGCGGAACCAGCAUCACCUGAACCCAAGAGGCGGAGGGUCGCUCACGCGGAACCGCCACGGAAACCCAAGAGGCGGAGCGCCGCUGACGCGCAGCCAUCACCGAAACCCAAGAGGCGGAGCGCCGCUGGCGCGCAGUCAUCACCGAAACCUGAGAGGCGGAGCGCCGCUGACGCGCAGCCAUCACCGAAACCCGAGAGGCGGAGCGCCGCUGACGCGCAACCAUCACCGAAACCCGAGAGGCGGAGGGCCACCGACCUGGAAUCACCACCGAAACCCGAGAGGCGGAGCGCCGCUGACGCGCAGCCAUCACUGAAACCCGAGAGGCGGAGCGCUGCUGACACACAGCCAUCACUGAAACCUGAGAGGCGGAGCGCCGCUGACGCGCAACCAUCACCGAAACCCGAGAGGCGGAGGGCCGCUGACCUGGAAUCACCACCGAAACCCGAGAGGCGGAGCGCCGCUGACGUGCAACCAUCACCGAAACCCGAGAGGCGGAGGGCCGCUGACCUGGAAUCACCACCGAAACCCGAGAGGCGGAGUGCCACUGACGCGCAACCAUCGCUGAAACCCGAGAGGUGGAGCGCCGCUGACGCUCAACCAUCACCGAAACCCGAGAGGCGGAGCGCCGCUGACGUGCAGCCAUCACCGAAACCCGAGAGGCGGAGCGCCGCUGACGUGCAGCCAUCACCGAAACCCGAGAGGCGGAGCGCCGCUGACGUGCAGCCAUCACCGAAACCCGAGAGGCGGAGCGCCGCUGACGCGCAACCAUCACCAAAACCCGAGAGGUGGAGGGCCACUGACCUGGAAUCACCACCGAAACCCGAGAGGCGGAGCGCCGCUGACGCGCAGCCAUCACCGAAACCCGAGAGGCGGAGCGCCGUUGACCUGGAAUCACCAGUGAAACCCGAGAGGCGGAGCGCCGCUGAUGCGCAGCCAUCACCGAAACCCGAGAGGCGGAGCGCCGCUGACCUGGAAUCACCACCGAAACCCGAGAGGCAGAGCGCCGCUGACGCGCAACCAUCACCGAAACCCGAGAGGCGGAGCGCCGCUGAUGCGCAGCCAUCACCGAAACCCGAGAGGCGGAGCGCCGCUGACGUGCAACCAUCACCGAAACCCGAGAGGCGGAGGGCCGCUGACCUGGAAUCACCACCGAAACCCGAGAGGCAGAGCGCCGCUGACGCGCAACCAUCACCGAAACCCGAGAGGCGGAGCGCCGCUGACCUGGAAUCACCACCGAAACCCGAGAGGCGGAGCGCCGCUGACGCACAACCAUCACCGAAACCCGAGAGGCGGAGCGCCACUGACGCGCAACCAUCACCGAAACCCGAGAGGCGGAGCGCCGCUGACGCGCAACCAUCACCGAAACCCGAGAGGCGGAGCGCCGCUGACACGCAACCAUCACCGAAACCCGAGAGGCGGAGCGCCGCUGACGCGCAACCAUCACCGAAACCCGAGAGGCGGAGCGCCGCUGACGCGCAACCAUCACCGAAACCCGAGAGGCAGAGCGCCGCUGACCUGGAAUCACCACCGAAACCCGAGAGGCGGAGCUCCGCUGACACGCAGCCAUCACCGAAACCCGAGAGGCGGAGCGCCGCUGACCUGGAAUCACCACCGAAACCCGAGAGGCGGAGCGCCGCUGACGCGCAACCAUCACCGAAACCCGAGAGGCAGAGCGCCGCUGACGCGCAACCAUCACCGAAACCCGAGAGGCGGAGCGCCGCUGACCUGGAAUCACCACCGAAACCCGAGAGGCGGAGCGCCGCUGACGCGCAGCCGUCGCCGAAACCCGAGAGGCGGAGUGCCGCUGACGCGCAGCCGUCGCCGAAACCCGAGAGGCGGAGCGCCGCUGACGCGCAGCCGUCGCCGAAACCCGAGAGGCGGAGCGCCACUGACGCGGAACCGCCGCGCAAACCCAAGAGGCGGAGGGCAGCUGACGUUGAACCAUCAUCACCCGAACCCAAGAGGCGGAGGGUUGGUGACGUGGAACUGCCACGCAAACCCAAGAGGCCGAGGGCCGCCGACAUGGAACCAUCAUUACCCGAACCCAAGAGGCGGAGGGUUGGUGACGUGGAACUGCCACGCAAACGCAAGAGGCCGAGGGCCGCCGACGUGGAACCAUCAUUACCCAAACCCAAGAGGCAGAGGGUCGGUGACGUGCAACCAUCAUCACCCGGACGCAAGAGGCGGAGGUUGAAUUAGCUGAGAACAGGCCAUUGCACUCAAGCCUGAGCAAUAAGAAUAAAACUGAGUAGAACAAAAUAAAAAAAUCAAAAAACAAAACAAAACCCACACUCCAAAAACAAAGAAUAAAUAAAUAAUAUAAAAAUAAAAUAAAUACUGCAGUCCUUA